AUGACAGUAUGCAGAAGUGAACAGAGCUUGUUCACUGUAUGGUGUUAUUCUGUUAUUCUGUGCUCCAAAGCAGCUUCAGAGCUGGAUCGGGUGCUAACUGCAAUAACUGCUGUACUAUGGAAUACAGAUAUGUGAAUUCAGAUAGCUAAUUGUUGCUUGGAGGAAUCUAUCAUGCUUUCACAUAAAGAGAGAUUUUAAAAGCCAGGUUUCUAACUGUAAAGAUGCAAAACUGUAAUAUCCAUGAAGAUCCUAUUACCUAGGAAGAAUCUGACAUUUUGCUGUGAAUGGUGUAUGGGGAUUUAUUUAUUCUUGGAGUGUUCUGCGUGGCUGGCAAAGAAUAAUGUUCCAAAAUCAGUCCAUCUCCCAAGGGGUCCAAUUUUUCUUCCUGGGUGUCAGCAAGCCCUGACUCACAACAGUGCAGCUGACAGGGACUGUCAUGCUUGUGGCACCCUAAGCAAAAACAAAAGACCUAAGGACGACCUUUGAACAACACAAAGGAUGGGUUUCAAUGUAAUUAGGCUACUGAGCGGAUCAGCUGUAGCCCUGGUAAUAGCCCCUACUGUAUUACUGACAAUGCUUUCUUCUGCUGAACGAGGAUGCCCUAAAAGCUGUAGGUGUGAAGGAAAAAUGGUAUAUUGUGAAUCUCAGAAAUUACAGGAGAUACCCUUGACUAUAUCUGCUGGUUGUUUAGGUUUGUCUCUUCGCUAUAACAGCCUCCAAAAACUAAAACAUAAUCAAUUUAAAGGUCUAAAUCAGCUCACCUGGCUGUAUUUAGACCAUAACCACAUCAGCAAUAUUGAUGAAAAUGCUUUCAAUGGAAUACGCAGACUAAAAGAGUUGAUCCUGAGUUCCAACAGAAUCGCCUAUUUUCUUAAUAAUACCUUCAGACCUGUGACAAAUCUCCGUAACUUGGAUCUGUCAUACAAUCAGCUGCAGUCUCUGGGAUCUGAACAGUUCAGGGGCUUAAGGAAGCUGCUGAGUUUACAUUUGCGAUCCAAUUCCCUAAGAACCAUCCCUGUUCGAAUAUUCCAAGAUUGUAGGAACCUUGAACUUCUGGACUUGGGUUACAAUCGCAUCCGAAGUUUAGCAAGGAAUGUCUUUGCAGGCAUGAUCAGGUUGAAGGAGCUUCACCUGGAGCACAAUCAGUUUUCUAAGCUCAACCUGGCACUUUUUCCAAGACUAGUCAGCCUUCAAAACCUUUAUUUACAGUGGAAUAAAAUCAGUGUGAUAGGACAAACUAUGUCCUGGACCUGGAGCUCAUUACAAAGGCUUGAUUUAUCUGGCAAUGAAAUAGAAGCUUUCAGUGGACCUAGUGUUUUUCAGUGUGUGCCCAAUUUACAGCGCCUCAACCUGGAUUCAAACAAGCUCACAUUUAUUGGUCAAGAAAUUUUGGAUUCUUGGAUAUCCCUCAAUGAUAUCAGCCUUGCUGGGAAUAUAUGGGAAUGCAGCAGAAAUAUUUGCUCUCUGGUAAACUGGCUAAAAAGUUUUAAAGGGCUGAGAGAAAAUACAAUUAUCUGUGCCAGCCCCAAAGAGCUGCAAGGGGUGAAUGUUAUUGAUGCGGUGAAAAACUACAGCAUCUGUGGCAAAAGUACUACAGAGAGGUUUGAAUUAGCAAGAGCUCCCCCAAAGCCAACAUUUAAACCAAAACUCACCAGGCCUAAACACGACAGCAAGCCCCCUCUGCCCCCAACUAUCGGAGCCACCGAAUCCAGCUCAGAACUCGAGCACGACACAGAACACAUCUCCUUUCAUAAAAUCAUAGCAGGGAGUGUGGCCCUUUUUUUGUCCGUGCUUGUGAUCCUGCUAGUAAUCUAUGUGUCAUGGAAGCGUUACCCAGCCAGUAUGAAGCAGCUGCAGCAACACUCUCUCAUGCGAAGGCACAGGAAAAAAAAAAGACAGUCACUGAAGCAAAUGACUCCAACCACACAGGAAUUUUAUGUAGAUUAUAAACCUACCAACACUGAAACCAGUGAGAUGUUGCUGAAUGGAACAGGAUCCUGCACGUAUAACAAAUCAGGCUCCAGGGAAUGUGAGAUACCUUUAUCUAUGAAUGUGUCAACAUUUCUCGCCUAUGACCAACCCACAAUAAGUUACUGUGGUGUACAUCAUGAACUCCUUGCUCAUAAGCCCUAUGAAUCUAAUGCACAGGAAGAAACAAUGGAAACACACCUAGAGACUGAUCUGGAUCUCAGCACAAUAACAACAGCCGCAAGAAUCAGUGAACACAGUCAACAGCUUGCUUAACUGAUUUCAUUUGUAACAGAGGACUGCAACCAACCUAUGUAACUUGAAGGACAAAAGAGGAAGAUAUUCUGAAAUGGUUUCCGAAACCCCUGUUUAAUUAAAAGAGAACUAAGAGUUACACUAAAGACAUGAAUUGUUUCAAGUCUACAAUUUGUAAUUAGUUAAGUUGUGCAGUAUUUUUGACAUAAAGCAGAGUAUGACCCUUGAAGCAAAUCUUUUUUCAAAAUUCAUCCUACCGACCUGUAAAAACUGUACAGAUCUAAUGUAUUUUUCAUAUUGUAAAGUUUCAAUUACUGAGAACAGCUGGUAUGUACAGUACCAGAACUGAAUUACAUCUCACUUUACAAAUUUCAGUUUCUAAAGUUUUAAAUUAACAAAAAUUAUUUCUUGUGUUAUUCAGUUACUCAGUUUUGUAGGGACAGUUUUGUUACUGCUUUUGUGCCCAGAAAACUUUACUCUAAAAUUCUGUGCUGUGCAGAACAUGCACAAUUUUUAUCAUGCUUACCGUGUAGAAUUUUAUCUACUUGUACCAGAAAUAAUACAUUAACUAAAAGAAGGGUUUAAUUGUUCAAACUUGUAAGAAGUUCUUCAAUUACAUAGACAAGUGUUUCUUACAAAUGAAAAAAAUCACAGAAUUUUUAACAGUUCUUCUCAGACUUAACUGUUGCCUUGAAUUAACAGCCUGUGAAAGUUAAUUCUAAAGCAGUGAAAUGUAACGAUAAAGAGGGAUAUUUUAACAACACAUUUCUGAAUGACUCAUUAUUUUAUUCCUUUGUAUAGUACUGUAUUAAAGAAAAAAUGAACCAUGGAUAAAACAACACUGGAGACAAAGGCAGUAACCACAGCAAUGAGGUUUCAUACACUUACAAGAUGCAGCGGUUAACCGACAAGGAUACAGUUUUGUUAAGUUUCAUCAUACUGCAGGAUAAAAUGGGUAGGUAGCCAUAACAGUCAGCUGUCUCUUUACAAGAUUUGCACUGAAAGUAAUCAUCCACCACCUCAGAUGCAUCUGAUUUUUAUUUUAAAAUUUCAUUCUACAUAUUAGGAUUCAUUUUCAAAAAUGUCUUGAGGAUGAGCCACACACAUACAUAUACACACACGCACACAAAAAAUCAGUAUGUUUCCUUUUGCCUCCCACAUAAGAUUUUGAAAAACUGUCAGAAGUUGACAAGCAGUUUAUUAGGGCCAAAACCUACUGCCAUUGAAGUCAAUUACCAUUGACCUCAGUGGGAACAGGCCCUCCAUUAUUUGUCCUUUCUGUGCAGAGCUAUACCACUCUUAGCAUUUUCUAAUGGUUAAAGAUACAAAAAACUCAAAAGCAGAAAACACCCACUUUGUUAAAAAGAUAAAUAAGUUGGAACAAAAGGUAAAAAUAAAUAGCGCUUCAAUGUUCUGAUAGAUCGUUAAGAAAAAAAACCUGAAAUAUAAAAAAACAUCAAAUCUGUAAUAAUUCUAUGAGCCCAAAAUGUGUCUACCAUUUAAUCUAUGGAUUGACGAAUUCCUACAUCUCAUUCUUCUGUUUUAAAGCUUCAAGGCUUCUAUAAUCACUGUCCUGAGACAGCAUUUCUUACAAUACACUCAUGUGGUAAUCAUGAAAGAUUACAUAGAUUAGAAAAAGCAUAUGCCAUGCUGACACAAUGAAAAAUAGAAAAGGAACACAAGAGCCUUCCAAAGGUUAAAAUAAAAAAAAGUUUCAUACAGUAGU
Molecule: messenger RNA, 3949 nt
Organism: Chelonoidis abingdonii (Abingdon island giant tortoise)
Lineage: Eukaryota; Metazoa; Chordata; Testudines; Testudinidae
Gene: LRRTM3
Product: leucine rich repeat transmembrane neuronal 3
Cellular component (GO): plasma membrane
Molecular function (GO): protein binding
Source: RefSeq, a predicted model, not a curated record